Molecule: messenger RNA, 783 nt
Organism: Yarrowia lipolytica CLIB122
Lineage: Eukaryota; Fungi; Ascomycota; Dipodascomycetes; Dipodascales
Source: RefSeq, a predicted model, not a curated record
AUGAGCGCUACAUGUACCCAAGGCUGGAUGAAGAAGACGGCGUAUAUUUUCAAUGUCUACCUCAAUGACCACAACCAGUGGGACUGGAAGGGUGUGUCCACUGUCGACUUUUGGAUUCCUGUUCGAAGCAGAUGGACAAGUUACGCCGAGUUUGAGGACUUCUUUCAUUCUGCCGAACCAACCUUCAAGAAGGGGUCGCACUACCGAAUCUCAGCGCUUCCUGAACCCCUGGUGGGCUGCGAGCCUCUCUUGGCUUGCUGCCAGGUGCUGCCAUUGACCUUUGUCAAGGCUAAGAGAUGGUACAUUUACGAGCAGCCUCCUGCAAACAACUCCAAUGAGACAAUUCACCAUUCGACUCACAUCAAGUCUCUGGAAACAGCAGUGGAUCAGCUCACGAACCUGACCAAUCUGCUUCUGAAGCUCCAAUCUCCUUCCGGGAGAACACCACAAGUCUCGCACCCUGAAACAGAGAUUUGUGACAACACGAAUGAAACAGCAGACCACAUUGAAAUCUCUGAAUUCUCUGAACUCCAGGUGUGCAGGUCUCCACCUCACGUCACCACUCCACAGCACAUCGAAGAUGACAUUGUUACAGAGGACACUACAGAGCACACACAUGUCAAUGCAACAACCACAAUGUCCCCAGAGCCCCUGACUCUCUCGAAUAUUUACCAAUCCUCUGAAGACAUUCUUUCUGAGCGACCCUGUACCGUUUCACCCUUAUCUCCCGUCUCUUUCGACUCUGAGUCUUCCGAGUGGCUGUAUCUUUCUGGUGAGGACUAA